CAAGUGACAUUGACACUAAAGUGUCCUAUAUCAAAAAAAAAAUAUGAGGCUACUUUGAAAAUUGGUUCAAAAUAAACAAGUUGUUUGUUAGUUUUGAGUGUUUAGAAAGAUGCCCAAAGUUCGCCGAAGUAAGAAAUCGCCCCCGGAAGGUUGGGAACUCAUAGAGCCUACGUUGGACGAAUUGGAACAAAAGAUGCGAGAAGCCGAAACCGAAUCACAUGAAGGUAAAAGAAAAAACGAGUCCCUCUGGCCGAUAUUCAAAAUACACCAUCAAAAAUCGAGAUACAUCUAUGACCUGUUCUACAGAAGAAAAGCCAUAUCGAGGGAGUUGUAUGAAUACUGUCUAAACGAGAAUAUCGCCGACAAGAACCUGAUAGCGAAGUGGAAGAAGCAAGGAUAUGAAAACUUGUGCUGUUUGAGGUGUAUUCAGACACGCGAUACUAAUUUCGGGACCAAUUGCAUAUGUAGGGUACCCAAAGGGAAAUUAGAAGAGGGAAGGAUAGUUGAAUGCGUUCAUUGUGGAUGUCGCGGCUGUUCCGGAUGAAAUCCUACAUAAUAUUUUAAUUGUUAAUAAGUGUGUCCAUUGUGAAUGUGGUAAGGAAAAUAAUACGCAAACUAGAAAUAUUGA
This is a messenger RNA of Anthonomus grandis grandis, 628 nucleotides long. RefSeq names its product protein BUD31 homolog. Bases 110 to 544 code for a protein of 144 amino acids. Gene Ontology annotation, cellular component: spliceosomal complex; nucleus. The record is from RefSeq and is a predicted model, not a curated record. Gene Ontology annotation, biological process: mRNA splicing, via spliceosome. NCBI's taxonomy places the organism in Eukaryota, Metazoa, Arthropoda, Insecta, Coleoptera, Curculionidae. The transcript is spliced from 3 exons.